GACAUUUGCAAUGAGUAACUUAAAAGAGACACUUCCGACAACAUAUUAUAAUUUGGGAGGAAUCAAAUUAUUUAAGUAUAUAACUUUAAAGCAGCUUAUGCCUUAUUUUUGUUUUGCUUAAUAAGUUAUCUCUCGGUUUCAUAAUAAAUGAGUUACUAUAAUCUAUUUUUUAUUUACAAAAAUUCUAAGGAAAUUUGUGGUUUUAAUUAAGUAAACGUUGCUUUUCCAUGACGACUGUUUUAUACAGUGACAUUAUUAAUAUUUUAUUAUACUUAAAAUAUUAACGAAAUCAUAAAAUUUAAUGUGAAAAAUAACUAACACAAUUUUAUCAAUAUGUUGAAAAACAUUUAUAUGACAUCUGUAGACGAUAUUAUCAGUAAACUUUUGUUUAAUUCGCGGUUCGUAUGUACAAGCCGAAAAAUUCGUGCGCUAUGCACUGCUACAAAAUUAACUUUCAUGAAACAACCAAUGUUAUUGAGGUUACAGGCACCUAUCAAUGUGGUCGGUGACAUACAUGGUCAAUUUUCUGAUCUUCUUAGAGUAUUUGAACUAGCAGGAUUCCCUCCGGAUACCAAUUUUCUAUUUUUAGGUGAUUUUGUUGACCGAGGUCCACAAUCGUUACAAGUGAUUACUUUACUGUUUGCACUGAAAACGCGUUACCCAGAAAACGUGUAUUUGUUACGUGGUAACCACGAGAGUCUAUCAGUAAAUCACCGUUACGGUUUUUACGGCGAAUGUAAAUUACGAUAUGGGAAUCACCGUGGUCACCGAAUUUGGAAAGCUUUCAAUAGAGCCUUUGACUGUUUGCCGAUUGCCGCAGUAAUCGAUAACAAUAUAUUUUGCAUUCACGGUGGUCUAAGCCCUCGUCUCAGGCGUAUUGAUCAGAUCGAUAAGAUAAAACGACCAACGCGAGUGCCUAAAUCAGGAAUUAUGUGUGAUUUUUUAUGGGCUGACCCAUGUCCAGAUAUCCAAGGCUGGCGUAAAAAUGAACACAGAAACGUAUCAUAUGAAUUUGGACCUGAUUGUGUCAUAGAUUUUCUAAACAAAUUUGGCUUUCGACUGGUUGUUCGUGCACAUCAGUGCGUAAGUCGUGGUUACCAAUAUUUUGCAGGCCGUCGACUCGUGACCAUUUUUAGCGCACCGAAUUACAAAAAGAGGGGGUACUCCGGAGCUGUGAUGUUCGUUAAUAAAAACAUAAAAUGCACACUACGUAUUUUACCAACAACGGUCCAAUUAUCUCCGACAAUUAGAAUAUUGGGCAAAAGAACCUUUGAUGAACAAGAGAAUAAUAACCGACCGAUAAAAUUGCGGAGGUGCAAUGCAACAGUAACACUGUUAACGAAUCCUCAAUACAUACCGGUAGAUGCCUUAUUGAACACAUAAAAAUAAAUGAUUUUAGGUCUACUUAUUUUGUUAUUUAUAAAAAGUUCUGCGUAAUUAAGUAUACUUUCGAAAGAAAUUUUCAAAAUAAUACUUCUGAAAAUUAUGCAAAAUAAACAUUUCUGUGACUGUAAAAUUGUAUACGUUGGUGUCCGAUACUUAACAAGAUUAAAAUUUCGUACCAGGAAUUCAUGAGGUAACGCGCAACGAGUAUCUAAGACCGGUAUUUUGUUACCAAUACCAAAAUUUCGU
Molecule: messenger RNA, 1632 nt
Organism: Daktulosphaira vitifoliae (grape phylloxera)
Lineage: Eukaryota; Metazoa; Arthropoda; Insecta; Hemiptera; Phylloxeridae
Exons: 3
Coding region: 334-1383 (349 amino acids)
Cellular component (GO): cytoplasm; nucleus
Molecular function (GO): protein serine/threonine phosphatase activity
Source: RefSeq, a predicted model, not a curated record